Molecule: messenger RNA, 1251 nt
Organism: Tarenaya hassleriana
Lineage: Eukaryota; Viridiplantae; Streptophyta; Magnoliopsida; Brassicales; Cleomaceae
Product: nudix hydrolase 18, mitochondrial
Exons: 5
Coding region: 350-883 (177 amino acids)
Cellular component (GO): nucleus; cytoplasm
Molecular function (GO): pyrophosphatase activity
Source: RefSeq, a predicted model, not a curated record
GACAACGUCUCUUGUCUCAUCCCCAACUUCUUCGUCAUCAUCAACAUCAUUCUCUACUCUCUCUCUCUCUCUCUCUCUCUCUCUCGUAUUUCAGGCGCAACGGUUCCAUUAAAACUUCUUUCAUUUCUAGAAGGUUAAAAAGAUUACAACUUUCGAUCCGUUAACCAACCUAAGAUUCGUGGGUUAUUUGUUCACUUUCCCAUUAACCAACAGAUUCUUGUUCCUUCCUCUCUUUCUUUGCUCUUAUCCCUCUGAAGCACAGAGCUCUCAAACGCAGCUCUGCCUUCUUCAUCUUUGAAAUCAGGGUUUUCCUCUCUCGUCUUGUGUUCUUGUCGGAUAUUUGACAGAAAUGGUUUGCUUGGUUUCUCGUACGGGUCGCCAGUUCCAGAGAUACAACAAGGGUCGCCGCCAAGUCGUCGGAUGUAUUCCGUAUAGAUUCAAGAUAUCCAGCGAUGGCACCAUCAGUGACGAGCUUGAAGUUCUUGUCAUCACUUCGCAGAAGGGUCACGCCAUGAUGUUUCCCAAGGGAGGUUGGGAGCUUGAUGAGUCUGUAGAAGAAGCAGCUUCUAGAGAAUCCCUUGAAGAAGCAGGAGUUCUUGGCAGCAUUGAGAGUCAACUGGGGAAAUGGGACUUCCUGAGCAAAAGCAGAGGGACGUUCUAUGAAGGGCUAAUGUUCCCAAUGCUCGUCAAAGAGCAACUUGAUCUCUGGCCCGAGCAGCACCUCAGGCAGCGCAUUUGGAUGACGGUGGAAGAAGCGAGAGAGGCGUGCAGGGAUUGGUGGAUGAAGGAAGCUUUGGAUAUUUUGGUCGAGAGACUUUCUUCUUCUCCAAGGAAGAAACCAUCGCCUACUCUGUUUGCUGGCACACAGAUGGACCUCUCCUGAUAUGGUGAUCAUCCACAUCUCUGUAGAUACAAAUUUAGAUGUCAUGGAUCGACUAGAGGACGGACCAAACGAGCGAUAGUUGCAGGAAGAAAAAUGUAAGAUUUAGGAGGAACUUGUGUUGUGUGCUUAUGCUUUUGCUUAGGAACAAGGAAAUGCUUUUGGGGGGGAGGACAAGCCCACUUGUAACAGUUGUGUUUCCUCUGUCAUGUUCCCCCCUUUGUUUUUGUUCUUCUUCCACCUUAGAAGAAUUUAGUUCCCAUUUCUCCUCUCCCAAAAAAAAAAAAAAAAAAAAAAAAACAUCUGGACAAUUUCUCCACAAACCUGUAAUUGAAGUGCAAGUGGUUACCAAUUUCACAAUGGUCAUCCUC